AUGUCGUCUCUCUACCCGAUCCCGCUAGGAAUCGCGACGAAUCUCGGUUACUCAGGCUACCGCAAAGGGUCUCUCUCUCUUGAUGGUGCUCUCACAGCCGCUGUGGUCGGGUACGCAACCAUGGCCAACCCUUUCAUCGGCUACGGACUCACGCUGAUCACUUUCUAUCUCGUCGGCUCCAAGGCCACCAGAUUCAAAGCUUCCAUCAAAGCUCAGCAUGAGACGCACCCUUCUGCAGCGUCCACCGUCGCUAUCGAGAAGAAGGAUGGGAAGAGGAAGCGGGAUAUCACUUCAGGAAAUCGAAACGCUGUUCAGGUGCUGUGUAACAGUCUUACCGCUGUAGUAGCUUGCGUCGCUUUCAGAGCACUCAACCGGAGAGAUGGCGUAGAUCCACUGGGGAAGGAAGUAUUGACCGUGUGGAGGGGGAUUGAUGUAUCCAACUUGCUUUUGACCCUCGUAGUUGGCGGCCACUACGCAGCUUGUAUGGCCGAUACUCUUGCUUCUGAACUCGGCAUCCUCUCUAAAGGUCAACCACGUUUAGUCACCAACCCCGCAAGAAAGGUCCCUCGCGGCACAAACGGAGGCGUCUCGCCUCUUGGACUAACAGUCUCUGCUUUGGGAGGAACACUGAUCGGUCUUGUCCAAACAGCUUCCCUGGCAGUUCACUACUACUUGAACCCCGCGUUGCCAACUUCUAGUAUCACCGUCAAGGCGCCAUAUUUCAAGUUGAUCGUACUCUUCACAGCUGCCGGCUUCACAGGCUCACUCAUCGACUCUGUUCUCGGUGCAACUGUUCAGCAAACCGUCUACAGUGCAACGAGCAAGAAGGUGCUGGUGGGCAGCAUUAGAGAUGUUAUCCAGCGCAACAAGGACGAUGCACCGGAGCCAAUUUGGGAGAGGAUCGCUGGAGCGGAUGUGCUGGAUAACAAUGCGGUGAAUUUCUUAGCCAGCGCUAUCACUGCGCUUGGGACUGCUUGGGUUGGCUUGAGGUAUCUCUGA
Messenger RNA from Ustilago hordei, 999 nucleotides. RefSeq lists its product as uncharacterized. The transcript has a single exon. NCBI's taxonomy places the organism in Eukaryota, Fungi, Basidiomycota, Ustilaginomycetes, Ustilaginales, Ustilaginaceae. Bases 1 to 999 code for a protein of 332 amino acids. The record is from RefSeq and is a predicted model, not a curated record. Gene Ontology annotation, cellular component: membrane.